Messenger RNA from Carassius gibelio (silver crucian carp), 1621 nucleotides. It is a transcript of the gene rp9, whose product is annotated as RP9 pre-mRNA splicing factor. NCBI's taxonomy places the organism in Eukaryota, Metazoa, Chordata, Actinopteri, Cypriniformes, Cyprinidae. The transcript has 6 exons. The record is from RefSeq and is a predicted model, not a curated record. The coding region runs from base 143 to 802 and encodes 219 amino acids. Gene Ontology annotation, biological process: RNA splicing.
AUCCACUGAUCUCGCUCUUUCACCCGGAAGUUGUCAAGCGCUCAUAUGUGCCUUUACAAUCAUUAUUACCUUAAAAUCUUAACUUUUUUGGACAUGGUAUGUGGUUAAAUAUUUAAAAGAAAUAAUCUCUAAUGAAUGUACAAUGUCAGGUCGCAAACGAAGCCGAGAGCACCGCGAGGACAGACAUGAACGAAAGAAACAUAAGGAAACAAAACAAGACGAAGACGAAUUCCAUAACCAGACCAGAAAACUGAUUCACGAGGUGCAGAAACUCAAGCAUGUCGAGACUUUCUAUGAAAAUCCUCCGCCUGGGCUCAUAAAGGACGAGGAUGACAGACCAGAGGACUGUAUCCCUGAUGACCCUGGAAAUGAGGACGCGAGGAGUUUUUUGGCUCAUGCUCCCACCAAAGGACUGUGGAUGCCUCUGGGCAAAGAGGUGAAGGUCAUGCAGUGCUGGAGAUGUAAGAAUUAUGGCCACAGAACAGGAGACAGAGAAUGUCCUUUCUUCAUCAAAGGCAACCAGAAACUGGAGCAGUUCAGAGUGGCACAUGAGGAUCCAAUGUACGAUAUCAUCCGUGAAAACAAACGCAAUGAAAAAGAGAUCAGGAUCCAGCAGUUGAGACAGCUGCUUCAAGACACCACCUCCGACUCUGACUCCACCUCGUCUUCCUCUGCCUCCUCUGAUCACACCCAGAAGAAGAAGAAGAAGAAGAAGAAAGAGAAGAGGAAGAAAGAAAAAAAGAAACACAAGAAAAAGAAGAAGCACAAGGCCAAGGCUAGCGAUGACUCAGAUGCAGAUUAAAACAAGGCCAUUGGUGUCUCAGUGUUCAUCAUAGAAGCUCACAAGGUCUGCAGUAGUGCGUCAGCCCUAUCAAAUAUACACAGGAGACCACCCAUCAGUUCCCCAGGCUGUCUUCAGAUCCGCUUAAUAAUGCAUGGAUUCGUUUAAUCCCCCCAUCACAUUGGAAUGCUUAGGAUAUGUGCAUCUCUAUCAGAUUUUCUUAUAGCUGGUUCUUCUCAGACUGUUAACGUGUUUGUACAGAAUGCUUUCUGAAUGUAUGUUGAUUUACAUUUAGCAAAUGUGUCAUUGUGAAAAUAACUGACGAGAGCUGAUGAAACAUGCCAUCUGCUGUCGUGAACAGUGACGUCCGUAAGUGUCAUGUAAAUAAAUCAAUGACUAUGGCUUUUUAGCAGCUGCAACUUCUUUUUAUGGUAAUCUGAUAUUUUUUUUUUAAGGGAUCUUGGCAUUUAUAGGUUGUUCUAACUCAGAUUACAUGUGUGAAUUAAUUUCCUUUAUUUAGUGUUUGGGGCUUCUGCAUCUGGCUGUGGUACGUAAGCGUAGCCAAUUAGCACCUCUUGAAUGGCUGACAAUGGUUUGCACAUCAUUUUUGUCACGAGAGAGGCAGCUCGAGAGGGGAGAAGAUGCUUUUGCUUUUGCUUUGAUCUUGUCACUCAUUGCUGAUUGUCGUUGGAGUACAUGAACCAUUUUGUAUCAAGAUAAAUAGUGCAUCACAUCAUCAAAGGAGCCCUUUAUAAUGCUGCUUCAUUUUGUGACUAUGUAAAUGUAUGCUUUUACAAAAGACAAGAAUACGAUGAAUUAUUAAAUAAGAUAUCAACUUAA